Molecule: messenger RNA, 6910 nt
Organism: Cuscuta epithymum
Lineage: Eukaryota; Viridiplantae; Streptophyta; Magnoliopsida; Solanales; Convolvulaceae
Source: the annotation of a GenBank genome assembly
AAAUUGUCAUUAAUUAAAAAUAUGAACUUACAAAUAAUCCCAGAGUCUUGGAAGAAAAUAGCGUAAAAACGGGGUUAAAUUCGUCUCUAGGCCUCUCCGUAAUGUUCGUAACCCUCAAAAAGGGUUAGGGAGGCCUUAUUUAUAGAAAAAGGGGAAAAAAUAUGAAUUCUGGCCGAUUUGGGAUUCAAUUUCGCGUAACCCGGAGCUACGCACGGCGUGUGUCCCCCCUACGCACGGCCGUGCGUAGCUGGCAGUGUCUUCCUUGCUUUUCUCGCUUCAGACGCAUGGUCGUGCGUUCCCCUACGCACGGCGUGCGUAAAACUUCCGAAUUUGACAAAACUUUCUUCAUGAAAGUUGUAGAUAAUGAAGUCCUCUAUCCACCCCAAUUUGCCGAAUGUGAUUUGAAUCAUCCAAUCAAGAGAUAUGAUCAAAACGGUGGAAGGUGUCUUUCUGAAAUCGCAGCAGAGAUCAUCUGACUUCAUCGUCUGUUUUCACCUUCUUCCUCUCAGAUUCUCGCAAAGGUGUCUUCAUAUGAUUUGUAGCCCUUGAAGUUGGCUUUCCUAUGCAACUUGAAUCGUGUCCAUUGGUUGUUCCUACAAAGAGAUAAGCUUGAACGAUUGACAUAAGGUCAUUCUGAUCGUCGUUUUCAAGCUUCAUUCAUCUUCUUUUGAUCCCGAAGCCAAUCCUAGAGCUCUUUUUCCUUCAAAUCUUCAUCGUGAAUCUUACGGUGACCUCCAAAGAUAUCAAAUCAUUCUCAAAUGCUUCUCAAAUCAUCCCGAUUGUUCCUCAAGUGCCGGUAUCGGGCUCAAAUUCCCUGAUUUUGACUACAAACAACACAAAACUCGAACCAACGCCCGGUAAACAUAACUUGAGCUAAAAUUGAGACUUGCAACACCUUAAAGCUAGGGAAAACCAUCAAAACCGAUCCCAACACGCAUCAAAUACGUGUCAAAAUACGGACUUAUCACCAGGGGAGGAAGUUUUCGACCCAUCAUCUCCAAUGCCUCUGCCAAUUGUAGUGCCGGAUGGCUACGAUUUCUUCCAACUUGGCGUUGGUGCAAAUGAGGAUGAAGAAAAAACAUGUGCAAUUUGUUUUGGCAAGUACGAACCGCAGUGCCUCAUGAUUCGCCUCCAAUGUAUGGAUGAACUUUUGCCCGAUCGUAAGAAGCAUAUCCACAAGGAGGCGGAGGCCGCAGCAGCAAUAUUGCUGCCAUGUUACCACAUAUUUCAUGCAAAAUGCAUUGUCGGGUGGUUUAAGGUCCGAGGUCAUCAUAGCAAACAUCCCACAACCGGUUAUAUUACUUGCCCUCUAUGCAGGUUUGGUAUUCCCUCCCGCAUUUAUGUGCUUUCUCUUUUACACAACUUUCCUCUUAAACUGAUGAGAGUUGAGCAUUUAAGAAUGGAUGUUAAGUGAACCAGUCUGGGCCACCAAGCCCAUUAUGUUUGUAUGUAUUCCAAGCCUUCCCCUGAGCAACAUACCAAAGAAGAGAGAACUUGUGCCAUUUUUAGUGUGCUGACGGAUGAGUUUGAAUUUUCAAUUUUGUUACUAGUCAUUUUUCAGAUUUUCCCAUCCUUUCUACGUGUAAUUUAUUCAUACGUUAGUUGUUUUGAUGGCAGCUGACAGAUUUUCCCAUGUACUUGUUAUUUCCGUUAACAAUACCACUUGAGCCAACUAACAAAUAGUGUGGUGAGCAUAGUGUAUCCAAUUUUUGUUGUGAAAUUGGAUUAAAAAGAAUGUUUUUGCCCGGCUUAAUUUCUCUGCAAAGCCAUUUUAUAGACAAAGUAAAAUAAACCUAGUUGCUGCAAAUUGCUUACUCUAACUUCCUCUCGCAUUGUGGUAAACUUAUGAAUACAUUCAAAUGUCGAAAUGGACAAUCCCUGCACCAUUUGGGCACCAUCAAUGACUGGAAGAGUGAAAUUUGGCUCUUUGUCCUUGGCAUUAAAGCUGCUGGCAAGCAUGGCUUUCAAAGCCCAAAAUGCAUUAACAUCUUGUUUUAAUUUUGUUAGAAGUGCAGUUGAGUGUAAGAUCACUAUGACACUAUAUAUAGCUUGGGUUGUGCUCAGUACUCUUUUAGGAGCAUACUAAUAAUGAAUAAAACUUCAAGUUCUGAUUUUGGAACCAUACAUCUACAAACUAAAAGCCAUGUACUUUGGAACCAUACAUCUACAAACUAAAAGCCAUGUACUAUCGUAAUAUAUUUAUAUAUGCAAAAUUGAAUGUACUCUGGACAAGUUUUAGUUUCCCUGAAAGUGUACGAUGCAGUGGUGUUAUAAUGAUUUCCCACCGCAAUGGCGCGGUAAGAAUCCUCUUUCUCUGCUUUGUUUUCCCUUCAUUGUGAUGCUUUUGAAUUUCUUUUGGUGUCCUUGUGCACAGUUAAUUACUCUCUGCUUGGGAAGAUAUUAGCUGAAAAUGCAACUGGUAUGAUUUAGUCUCAAUGAGCCAAAAUGAAUGAUACUACGUAUGAUUUAAUGUGGUCCAAAUUACAAUCAUUCCUGCCUAACCUCAAAUUCCAAGCUUCUCCCAUGCUUUGAUUUCUAGUUUCUACCAUUGGAUUGAAUUUAUUUCAUUGAACUUUACGAGUCAAGUGUUACUACUCCAGUCUUAAUCUUCCAACUUUCUAAGUGUAUUCAGCAAUAGUUUUUCAAACUAUUUACUCUUAAUGUUGGUUUGGGAAGAAAUAAUGAAGUGUAUGGAGACAUGAUCUAAUGCUGUUUUUGUCUUGCUUUUAUCUGUUUCCCUUUUGUUGUUCCUCAAUUUCAGGAAUGAACCUCAUACCAUCUUUUGCCUUAAUCUUUUCCCUUUUAUAGCUAAAAGCCUCAGAUAUGAUAUGGGAGUAAUAAAAAGUAAAAACUAUAUAGAAAAUAAAUAUGACAGGUUUGGUAAAUGGAAAUAAACAAAAGAUACUGUAAAAGUUUGAAUCAAGACUCACCAAAAAACCUCAGGAAUGCUGGUAGGAGAAUGUAAAAUUUAUUGUCUAAAAAUAAUCUAAGGUUAAAUAUAGACAUGAAAAGAAACACGAUGUGUGUGAAGGGCCACUCAAUGACAAAACAUUCAAAUUCUUUUUAACUUUCAAUAGAAAAUACAAAAAACAUCAGUCAAAAUGUUAGUAACGCGGACAAACAUGCCAAAAUGAUAGCUCCAUGCAGCAUUUUUCAAAACAAUUUGUUAAAUGAAUUAUCCGAAUUCGAAAAACACAGUAAAAAAUAUAUAAGAAACUGAUAGUAUGAAUGCAAUAAAAGUUGAAACAAGUUCCUAAAAACAUUACUGCCAGCCGUAGGUGGAGCAAGAAAGUAACUCUAUUUUUUUUUAAAGCAUUUCGAAUUAACAUUUCCAUCAUUUGCAAUGGAGCCAAAGAUUCAUUAUUUUUUGGCUUGAGAAUAUGAUGGAAUAAAGUAAAAUGGCUCACCAAACUGUCUGUUCUUCUUUGUUAUGAAGCAGCAGUCAGCAUGCAAUUUUGGACGCGAUUUUCAUUAUGGGUCAUCCAGAAACAAUCUCUCUGUGCUUUAGUACAGGGGUAAGAUUGCGUACAUCCGACCUCCCCUUACCCCAUCAUAGGUGGGAGCCUUUGCGGUACUGGGGUAAAUGAUGAUUGAUUGAUUUCGAAUUAACUCUUUCUAGCGUCACAGAAUAAAUCACUAAUCAUUCUAGAACAAUUGAAAGUUAGGAUACACACAUCAGAAGUAACCUCAUAAGCAUAAAGUUGGUAAGAACAAUUGAAAUAACAUAAAGAACAACAAUAAUCAUAAUAAGAAGUUCUUAAUCACAUGAAUUUGUUUAUGUUUUUAUUAUUAUUAAACAAAUGUUAACCAUGGUUUGGUGUAUAACAAACAUUUCGGGUGUUAUCCAUGGAAACUACAUGUCACCGCAAAGCAAGAGAUAAGAUAACUUCGAUAAAAUGUGUUUAGAUUUUUUAUUUAACAAACUUGUUGUAUAGUACUAAAAUUUAACGGGCCGAUUUGGAUUGAGUAUUGAGAAGUGUUAGUAAUGGGAGUGUUAGUAAGUAUUGAUACUAACACUUGUUUUGGAGAAAAAUUAAGAGGUGUUAAGAAGUGUUAGUAACGGUUAGGAAGUGUUAAUAAUAAACCCAAAAUAGGACUAAAAAAGUUUGAAAAUUACAAAAUAGGACUAAUUACUGUCAUAUUUAGGCAGUACCAGACUUCAAAUAUGACAGUAUUUUUUAAACUUGACAAUAAAUAGUCCUAUUUUGGGAAUAAAAACAUGACAGUUCUAUUUUGGAAUUUCGAAACUUUUUUAGUCCUAUUUCGGGAACUUUCCCUAAUAAUAACCUUCCCAACACCUCAAUUGUCCAUUUUUUUAACACCCCGAUUUGGAGUGUUUUGAGGUGUUGGACAAUUAUUACAUUCUCAUUUACCCUAAAAAUAUAUAAUGCUUUGACAUCUCACUUCGAAUAUCUUUGUCGAGGGUCUGAUGGUCUUCCUUUUUCGUCUCUUCUUUGUUCUGCUCCAAGGUAAAAUUAUUAACACUUACAUUACUAACACUUCAUUCAUUUGACUCUCCCAAACAAAGUAAAAUUAUGUCUAACACUUACACUUCUCUUCCCUUCCGGGCCCUUACUAACACUUCCAUUACUAACACCUCCAAACACUCCAUCCAAACAGUCCGUAAGAGUUUUGUCAAAAAAAAAAAAACAAUGAAGUGUAAGUAACCUGACUAUGAAAUAAGAGUUAGUAAAUUGACUCGUAUUACCUCAUUCAGCAAAGUAUAUAAACUAUAGACGAUUAAAUCAGUAUAUUAAAGAGAAUUUACCCCCAAAUAGGACUAAAAAGGUUUGAAAAUUCCAAAAUAGGAAUGCCAUGUUUUUAUUCCCAAAAUAGGACUAAUUACUGCCAUGUUUUGGCAAUACCAGACUUCAAACAUGACAGUAUUUUCCAAACUUGACAUUAAUUACUCCUAUUUUGGGAAUAAAAAACAUGACAGUCCUAUUUUGGAAUUUUCAAACUGUUUUAGUCCUAUUUUGGGAACUUUCCCUAUAUUAAACUAUAAAUAACCUAAUAAUUAAGACAUAGUUCAGUGACUCUUACCUCGUUCCAUAAAUUAUACUCCGUGUUAACUAUGAACUCUAAAAUACGGAGUAAGUAUAUUCAAUAUUAAUAAAAAAAGAAGCUAGUAAACUGUUCUUACAUCAAACCUUUCACGUAAAAAGAAAGGUAUACCAUAAUUUUUCCCGAAAGUUCCUACCUAACAAUAACCAAAUAUUUUGAAUUUAAGAUAGUACACACUGUACAAUUCCAUACUUUCCCUAAACAGUCUGUACCAGGGGAGGAUCUAUGUUAGGGCUAUGGUGGGCUGAAGCCCAGGGCAAAGCAAAAAAAAAAAUUAUUUUUUAAGGUAUUAUUUUGACAUAAUUCCAUCUAGCCCACCCCGGAUUUUUGUAUAACCCAGUCCAACUUUUCAGCCUAGUCUAUAAAACAAAAUCUUACCAUCUAAAAAUCUAAUAUAAAUGUUAAACACAUCACCUCCCACUUAAUAAGUGGCACUUAAUAAAUAUGUAUAAUGGCCAUAAAGCCCACAAAGCAUCAAUGUAAUAAAUACAAUAAAAUAUGAUUCAAUUAAGAACUUGAUUAGCAUGUUCACAUGAACUUGUAAAGUGUUUGAGUAUCUUCAACAACAUUAAUUGUCCAAAAGUGAGUUCUUGGGCAAAAGUUUGUAGUGUAUAUAGACAUUCUUCAUGUUUUAAAUUUGUGUUCAAUUUACUUUAGUUUGAUGCACAAAGUUAUGGCAUUAACGACUAUUCUCUCUCAAAGUCUUCAAAAAAAAUUAUUGAAUAUCUCGGUAGCCAUGAGACAUCUUUCUACUACACAACUCAUUCUUAAGGAAUUGACAGAAAAUAGAUGGGAAUGUUUUCUUGAAGAAGUAAAUGAGUUUUUCUCAAAAAAUAAAUCCAUGCACCAGACUUGAAUUCUAGUUUCUAAAUAUAUGGUUGGUCAUUGCUGAAAAGAAACUACAAUUGAGAAUCAUUAUGACUUUGAUGUUUUCAAUGAGGUAAUAUACUUUUAUCCAUGGAGUUAACGACCCAGUUUAAUGAUAAAUCAGUGGAACUCCUUUCUUUGAGUGUUUCAUUUGAUCCAAAAAAAUCAUAUGAGUCGUUCAAUGCCGAUGCUAUUUGUACUCUUUGUAAGGAAGUUUUAUCCCGAAGAUUUUAGUAGUCAGGACAUUCGUGCUUUGAAAUUCGAGCUGCAACACUAUGUUCAUGAUGUGAUUCAUGAUACCAAGUUUCAAGUAUCUACACUUGUUGAAUUAUGUGAGGAGUUAACUAAAAGCAAAAGGCCUGAUUCAUAUGUUAAGAUGACUAGAUUGAUUCACUUCGUAUUGGUCUUAUUGUUUCUACUGCAACAGUAGAUAGAAUGAUCAUUUUCUGUCGUGAAACUUCUAAAGGCAACACUCUGCAACAAAUAGAUGAUGGUUUUCUUGCUGAUUGCAUGACACUUUACAUUGAAAAAUAUAUUACUCUCAGUAUAGAUGUAGACUCUAGUGUUGAUGAGUUUUUUUUGUUUCAAAGCCUUGUCUAGAACAAAUUUAGGGGGUAACUUUUAUAUUUGAUUUUUCGCUUAUUUUGAAAAAAAAAAUCAAUGUAUUAUCAAUUAAAUUUUUCAGCCCAGCCCAACAUUAAAUUCUGGAUCCGCCCCUGGUCUGUACACACAGAUGAACUAAGCAAAUCCCAACCCAAGUAGUGAACGAAGGAACCAAUUGCGAAUCAGAUGACCGAUCUAUGUUUUUUGCCGACCAGUCUACAUUUGGAAAAGUAAAACCUAUGUGGCUGCUAACGUGGUAAAAGAUAGCCAUGAUUGGCUAAAACAGGGCACCCACAUAAUAAUAGGGAUUAAAAGGUUGUUAACAGGUCAUAAGAACUCAUUUGCUUCCUUUGUUAAUUUUUAAAAUAAUUAAAAA